AUUUAAGUUAAAAGCUGAUAUUACCCUAGGUUCCUAAAUUCUAAUCGGCGCAAUCCGAGUUAAAAACAAAAAAGUUUGGAAAAAAAAUAUGAAUACAUAGCUCUCAGCUGCUGAAUCUUAAUGGUAACAUCCAAAUUUCUGUCUCGCUAUCAGCUUCCUCUCUCCAUAUCUCAGUCUGUCAUAAUGUCUGCUUCAAACAACUGUCCCUGAAGCUCAAGAUUGAAUUUUGAAACCUUUUCCAUUAACCCAACGUUUGUUUCAUUCAUAUUUGAAGCUCAACGAUUGAAUCUUGAAACUUUUUUCAGUAUACAGCAAAAUCAUUGACAUGGGUACUAGCAAGCAGAAAUGGAGAAUUUCGUUUCACAAGUCUCCAUCAAAACACCCUCCUAUUCCUAUAGAAUUUGUCUGUCCUAUUUCUGGUUCUCUCAUGGCUGACCCUGUAAUCGUUUCUUCUGGCCAUACUUUUGAGCGCCACUGUGUUCAUGCCUGCAAAUCACUUUCUUUUACACCUGUUCUUCCUGAUGGCUCUGUACCUGAUUUCUCCACCGUCAUCCCCAACUUGGCUCUCAAGUCUACAAUCCUCAAUUUUUGCCGUUCUUCUCUUCUUGACCCUCCAAAACCCAUCAAUUUCCUCACAGCUGAAAAUCUUGUGUUUACAUUGAAGGCCACCCAAAACCUCGCUAAAGAUACUGCCGGAUUCAAUGGCGUCCGGUUUAUUCAGUCGGAAACUGAGUUGAACCGGGUACCGAGUCACAUCUCAACGAGUUCAGAGGAAUCUGUGACCCCUAGAAGUGGACCCACUUGUUACUCUUCAUCGCCGGCCUCUGACGUGGAUACUCUGAACCCUAAUUCCAUUGAAGAAGAUGAACUUCUUGUGAAAUUAAAGAGUUCCCAUAUAUCUGAACAAGAAGAAGCUGUCAUCUCCUUUCGGAAAUUGACCCGAACCCGUGAAGAAACACGGUUCCAGUUAUGCACUCCUCGUAUACUGUCAGCUCUACGUGUCCUCAUCACCUCAAGGUAUGUUUCUGUACAAGUGAAUUCAGUAGCCGCAUUGGUAAAUUUGUCGUUAGAGAAUCGAAACAAGGUGAAAAUUUUACGUUCUGGAAUUGUUCCGUCUUUGAUUGACGUGUUGAAAAGUGGAUUCCAAGAAGCACAGGAGCAUGUUGCUGGUGCACUUUUCAGUUUAGCGUUAGAUGAUCAGAACAAGACUGCAAUUGGGGUAUUAGGAGCUCUGCCUCCACUUCUUCAUGCCCUUCGCUCCGAAUCGGAACGAACUAGGCAUGAUUCGGCUUUGGCCCUGUAUCAUCUUUCAUUAGUUCAGAGUAACAGGGCUAAAUUGGUGAAACUCGGGGCGGUUCAGGCAUUAUUAGGCAUGGUUAAAACGGGCCAUAUGAUGGGUCGGAUUCUGUUGAUACUUUGUAAUCUGGCAGCGAGUUCUGAAGGGAGAGCAGCAAUGCUUGAUGGAGGUGCAGUGGAGUGUUUUGUAUGUAUGUUGAGAAAGGGGGAGUUUGAUUCGGAGUCGACUCGUGAGAAUUGUCUUGCUGCAUUAUAUGGACUAAGUCAUGGUGGGCUUAGGUUUAAAGGGUUGGCUAAAGAGGCUGCUGCAGAGGAGUUGUUGAUACAAGUUGAGGAAAUGGGAAGUGAAAGGACCAAGGACAAAGUUAGAAAGAUAUUAGAGGUUUUGAGACAGAAGGAUGAAGAGGAGGAGGAAGCUGAUUGGGAGAAGUUGCUUAAUUCAGAUGAUGAUAUCAGUCAAGCACGGAUAAGUUCUUCAUAACUCUUGUUUGUUUCUGUUUCUUCAUUGUAUGCUAUUUUAUUCCUUUUUCUGAGAAAUGGCUUGUAAUUAGGCACGGUGUUCUCUCCGCAUAGCUGCUGGUAGCAUGAUUUUUGGUUUUGGUUUUCCUCGUCUGUCUUCUGAAAUCAUGUGACAAUUGACAGGGUAAAUAAUGUUGGAAGUGUAAAGAAAAGAUUCUGAACAGCGUGUUUUUGUUUUUUUCUUUAACAUGAACUCAUUGUCUCCUAGUA
Solanum dulcamara is the source of this 2025-nucleotide messenger RNA. Its product is annotated as U-box domain-containing protein 40. The record is from RefSeq and is a predicted model, not a curated record. Gene Ontology annotation, cellular component: nucleus; cytoplasm. The transcript has a single exon. Gene Ontology annotation, biological process: protein ubiquitination. Gene Ontology annotation, molecular function: ubiquitin-protein transferase activity; protein binding. Lineage: Eukaryota; Viridiplantae; Streptophyta; Magnoliopsida; Solanales; Solanaceae. The coding region runs from base 326 to 1777 and encodes 483 amino acids.